Molecule: messenger RNA, 2516 nt
Organism: Drosophila ficusphila
Lineage: Eukaryota; Metazoa; Arthropoda; Insecta; Diptera; Drosophilidae
Gene: Cdc6
Product: cell division control protein 6 homolog
Biological process (GO): DNA replication initiation; mitotic DNA replication checkpoint signaling; cell division
Cellular component (GO): nucleus
Molecular function (GO): DNA replication origin binding; ATP hydrolysis activity
Source: RefSeq, a predicted model, not a curated record
AAAUUAGUUUUGCGCGCUUUUUUAACUGUGACUGCCAGCUGGGAUUUCUAACACACGACGCGGCUUUAUUAACUAAUAUUUAGUAACAACUAAUUGCUGAUUAAUCCAACAAACGCUUAAAUGGCUGCCGUACGCCGCUCCACGCGAUUGAGCAGCAUCAGCAAGGCCGCGGUUGCCUCGCCUCUGCCGCAGUCGACGCAGACGCCGCGUCGCUCGGAAGUUUGGAAACGCAGGCAGCCGAAAAAAGCAAUUGUCGAUAGCGACGACGAGGAGGAGGUGACCCAUGACCUGACCAACAGCCCCGUUUCAGAGAACAACGAGAACCGGAACCUGCUCAACAAGAUGGAGAAGGCCACAAGACGCAGGAUUUCACAGGUGCAGGCUCAGCUGCAAGUGGAGCACCCAAAGACGCCACGCAGCACCAAGAAAACAGCCCAAUCAGCUGCUGAUUUACGGGCGAAAAGAGAGCAGGAGAACCUUGAGGCCACCAUUAUAUUCCUGGAUAGUGAUGAGGAUUCGGAGGAGGACCCUCUGCAUGGAUCCCCACCCAAGCAAAGGAAGUUGCAGCCUCUGCCGCAGCACUUGAUUAGUCCUUCGCGACUGUUGGAUAGGCUGAGCAUCGACGAACGCCAGGAGGAGGCGGAUAACAAGACUCAAAAGAAGCAUGUUGAGCAAGUGAAAAAGGCAGAGGCCAAGGAGCACAAGGAAGUGCAUACAAAGCUGCUGGAAAGGCAGGAGGAUCCAUUAGCUUUGCACACAGAGAAACCCCCUGUUAAACAUCAGGAGAAGACUUCAACCAAGCAGCAGGAGAAAUCCCCUCCCAAGCAGCAAGACAAACUGCCCACCAAUCAACUGAGAAAAACCUCUACCAAAGAAGAAAUCCACCCGGAAACUUUACCCUCACCUUCCCGCAACAAAUACCAAAACGCCAGACGAGUGCUAAACAGCGCUGAAACCCAAAAUUUGCCAGGCAGAGAGGCUCAGCUUCAGGAGCUGCGAGAAUUCUUCAGCAGCCACUUGGAGACCCAGACCUCCGGCAGCCUUUAUGUAUCGGGACAACCAGGAACGGGAAAGACUGCCUGCCUAUCACUACUGCUCCGAGAUCCCGACUUCUCCAAGCGACUGCAGCGAGUCUACAUCAACUGCACCAGCAUUGCCAGCGUGGGAGCCGUUUACAAGAAGCUGUGUGCUGAGCUCCAGCUAAAAGUGAGCGGCCGCACUGAAAGAGAUCAUCUGGAGGCCAUACAACGUCAUCUGAGAACGGCCAAACAAAUGCUGUUGCUUGUGCUGGACGAGAUUGAUCAGCUGUGCACCAGCAGGCAGGAGGUUUUGUACACCAUCUUCGAGUGGCCCGCUUUGCCUGGCUCCAGGAUACUCCUAGUUGGCAUCGCCAACAGCUUGGAUCUCACGGAUCGUGCGCUGAUGCGACUGAAUGCCAGGUGCGAACUCAAGCCCAGGCUGAUGCACUUUCCUCCCUACACAAAGCAGCAGAUCGUGGAGAUCUUCAAGUCGCGUCUGGCGGAGGCGGAGGUGCUGGACGUCUUUCCGCCCGUAACACUGCAACUGCUGGCCGCCAAGGUGAGUGCGAUCAGCGGGGAUGUGCGAAGAGCACUGGACAUUGGACGACGGGUGGUGGAGAUUGCGGUGCAGCAGAAGCGCGACGGUGAAAAGGAGUUCAACAUGAAUGCACUGAACCUGGAGGGCAAGGAGGCAGUGGAGGCCAAAGAAAAGCAAGACACUCUUAAGCCCGUGCAGGUCACCCAAGUGGUUUCUGUGCUGAACAAAGUCUAUGGAGCCUCGCAAAAUCUAGAGGAGGACAUUGAGGCUUCCUUUCCCCUCCAGCAGAAGCUGAUGCUGUGCACCCUGGUGCUGAUGCUGCGCAACGAACGCAACAAGGACAUCAGCAUGGGCCGCCUGCACGAGGUCUACAGGCGGGUGUGCGCCAAACGCAACAUACUGGCCCUGGACCAAGCCGAGUUCACGGGCACCGUGGACCUGGUGGAGACCCGCGGCAUCCUGCGCAUCAUGCGCAAAAAGGAGCCCCGCCUGCACAAGGUGCUGCUGCAGUGGGACGAGGAGGAGGUGCACGCGGCACUGAGCGACAAGCAGCUGAUCGCCUCGAUACUCAGCGACACCUCCUGCCUGGGCAAGUGACGAUCUGGACGAUUACCUCUAGGAAAUUGGUGUGCCGCUGGUUAAUUGCGCACUUCUCUCAUUUUCAUUCACCUUGGGGACGAACGUAUAUGUAUAAGAAUACUUUUUGACGCUAAAUUUAAAACCCGUGGCUGGCGCAAGCACUCAAAUAUUUUGAAAUAUCAUUUGGGGGUCACUUUCGACAUUUUGCUCUGACUUUUAAUCGAAUCGAAUCUUUGGGAUUUUAUGUUUGUAAUAAAUUUAAGUAAAUGGUGCGCCCAUCAUCUAUUUCUAAUCCGAUCCGUUGACCAAUAAGCUCUAGACAAUUUCCUGUUAGCCAUAAGAAAAUAAGAAUAAAUUAUGUAGUUCUGCAAUCCACGAAA